AUGCGAAGCGAGGGCGCAUUCAACGCGUUCCGGUUGCAGGUGCGGCGCGUGUUCUUGGAUGAGUGUUCGCUGAAGAUGAGCGACCAGCACUUGCUGAAGCCGCUGGUGACAUUGCUCGGUGGAUGCAGCUUGCUGGACGUAGGGAAUUUGGUUGGAGACAAUCUUGCGGGGGACACUCGGCCGGGAGGAAGCGUCGUUGCUGAAGAAUUCGGCAACUGGGGUUCACGAAUCGGGGCCCUGGGGUUUCCGGAGACCUUGCGGUCACAGGAGGAGCGAGCACUGGCGAUCGCCACGGGGAACGUGAACGACGUAAUCGGAGACCUGCUUCGCCAGGUGUUUGCCAACAAUGACGACGACUUCGUUGACGACGACUUCGUCCAGAUGACCAACGGGUCGCGGGACGGCGCUAGCGGCAUUGGCAUAGGCCCAAGUGGCAUGGGUCCUAGUGGUCGUGUGGGCCCGAGCGGUGGUACGGACCCACGUGGUGGCAUGGGCCCACGUGGUAGCUUUCCGGCUUCGGCACCGCUGUAUCGCGGAAGCGACCAAGUUCGGGGGGAUGAGGGCCCGCCGGAUUCGAGGGUUUACGGUGGCCCUACGGCCGGUGGUUCUACGGCCGGUGGUUCUACGGCCGGUGGUUCUACGGCUCAUCCAGUAGACCAGCGCGGGCGGGCCGUGUCUGGUGGUGGGAUAUCUUGGUUUUGUGCUGCGCUGGUUUGGAACCAAGAUAAGCUCAUGGACCUGUUGGUUGACGAUUCUUUCUCUGAUCAGAAUGCUAUUGGAUGCGUGUUCCAGCGGUGGUGGCACCAGCAGCGCUUGGAUAGCAAGUACUUGCCAUUGUCGGACGUGGCUUAUUCUUUGGUUUUGGGCAACGACGUGGACCAGCUGCUGGCGCUACUGGAGAACCAUAGAGACAUGUACUUGCCCUUGGUCCCGUCCAUCAUUGCUCUGCAGAUCUACCUGGACUUCCCCAUCGCCGUGUCAGACAUCACCAGAUCUCUACUUAAUGCCACCGAGGACUUAUGUUGGCUAGUGCAGGAUGAAGCACGACCCAAUGAGGCACCAGCGGAAGCCAACUCCGUCGAUGGAGGUCAAGACAUGCCAGAUGGAUGUGGCGAUGGAGAAAGUUCAGUCACAGAACGCGCAAUCGGAGAACGCGCAAUCGGAGAACGCGCGGUUGGAGAAAGUUCAUGCGCAAUCGGAGAGGACUGGGUACAUGCCCAACAUUGGAUGCGAAACGGCAAGGAAUGGGGAACCACUGACGCUGAAUGGUCCUAUGGCCUGGAGAAGAAGGUCGCUCAAUGGAUCAGUCCCAUAGCCAUGAUGCUUCUGAUAUUUCAGCAAGAUGCCACGGAAGAGACUUUAUUGGACGCUACCUGGUGGGUUAACAACCGGGCGGUUACUUCCCCUCUUCACUACUGCGCUCUCCGAUCGGUAGUGGACACGGUCUUAUUCCACCAUCAGGAUCUGGGAGCUGCCAUCAGACACUCAUGGCUAAAACAGCUUGUUGCAAGAGAUGAAUAUCGCACGUUCACACUCCUUGAAUUACAAUGCAUUGCUGGCGACAGCAUCACCCAGUGGGUCGAAAACAAUGACAAUAGGCCGCCUAGUGGCCUUUCGCCUAUUCCGGAAACCUAUACUGAGGCUACCGACCUGAUUAAAAGUUUCGCUCAGGCCAUCGAACCUUUACACGAAGACAACCCGUUCGUUAGGACAAUAGCCGCCCAACAUGACAUGGUUCAAAAGGCUCUUUACGUAACCAAUUACCGCACCGUCCAUCCGUUAAUCAAGCAAGGUGCUCUGCUUGGGCUUCUACUCAGAGGCUUAUUACCCCAGACUCUGCCCUCACAACGGGCUGAGAUCAUUGUUACCGCAUACGAAUACUUGGUUAAUGUAGUUAGUAAAACACAAACAUUAGAUACGGAGCGAAUUUGGCAUUUGUUAACACGAGUAGCAGACCGCACUCACCUCCAUCAGUCAACUGUCGACGAUUUGCUAAGAAAUUAUCCUAAACUGCUCGAAGAGGAAACGUCCAGCGCUAUAAAGAUUAAUAAGGUCAGGAGCAUACGACAUCUAAUACUGAAUGCCGUACCGGACCAUGUUAAAUGA
Messenger RNA from Gregarina niphandrodes, 2106 nucleotides. RefSeq lists its product as hypothetical. NCBI's taxonomy places the organism in Eukaryota, Apicomplexa, Conoidasida, Eugregarinorida, Gregarinidae. Bases 1 to 2106 code for a protein of 701 amino acids. The transcript has 3 exons. The record is from RefSeq and is a predicted model, not a curated record.